AUGUCGCUAGCUAGGACAGUCCGAAUCAUCAGAGAGGCCGGCUUCGCCCGCUACUGGCGCAAUCUCAACGUGCUGGGAGAUGCCAAGGGUGGCAAGCUCGUAGGAGAGGACUCGAUUGGCAACAAGUACUACGAGGACCCGGAUGAGAUCCCAGGUCGUCAUCGAUGGGUGGAAUUCAAGUCGGCUGACUUCAACGCCAGUCAGUGUGAGCCCGCAUGGCACGCAUGGCUGAAGCAUAUCCAGACAGAGCCGCCUACAACAAACCCAAGGAUGCAGAACAAGCAUACAUGGGAGUCGGCUCCGCAAGAGAAUCUGACAGGAACGCGAGGGAUGUUCAAGACGUACUCGACGACGAAGAGGAAAGUGCACCCUUGGGAGCCAAGUGUCGCCCCCCGAUCGUAG
Microstroma glucosiphilum is the source of this 402-nucleotide messenger RNA. RefSeq names its product NDUFA12-domain-containing protein. Lineage: Eukaryota; Fungi; Basidiomycota; Exobasidiomycetes; Microstromatales; Microstromataceae. The record is from RefSeq and is a predicted model, not a curated record. The transcript has 4 exons. The coding region runs from base 1 to 402 and encodes 133 amino acids. Gene Ontology annotation, biological process: response to oxidative stress; mitochondrial respiratory chain complex I assembly. Gene Ontology annotation, cellular component: membrane.